Messenger RNA from Didymodactylos carnosus, 4819 nucleotides. Lineage: Eukaryota; Metazoa; Rotifera; Eurotatoria; Philodinida; Philodinidae. The record is from the annotation of a GenBank genome assembly.
CUUUAAAAUUAACUAUUAUAUAUCAUCUUGUAGAGAAAUGUUUUCUCUACAGAACUGCCGUUUUAGAAAAAUGUCGAAAAUCGUUUUUAUGAAAAUACAAAACAUUUAUUGUGAAUUUUUGAAAAAUACAAAAAAAUAACCGAUGCACUCCUACUCAGAUGCGUGUAUAAGUAAUUCAUCAUUGAUUUCUGUUUUACUCAUAAUCUAUUAAUUUCCAUUAUUUCUCUAUUUCAGUUGUAUUUCCGAUGAAUAUCUCUUUAACCAAAUCCUGUGUACUUCAAAUACAACCGGAUGCAUAAUAAUCUGUUGUUCGUCUUAUAAUUUUUGUAACGAUCGAGAUGCGUAUUCUGCAAGUCUAAGAAAAUACAUGAAUGAUUCAUUUUACAACUCAGGUUUGAACUUCAGUCUCUUUUCAUACUAAAGUUAAAACACGUCACCUUUAUUCGCUCUAGCUACGCCUACCAAUAGUAUAACGAAUCAACCACCAUCUCCAACAUUUCUACUUCAUUAUGCAGCCAUUUUGUUAAUAGUGGUUUUUAUCGUUUUCUGGAGUACUUUCAUUGCAUUAUUUUAUCUAUAUAGAAAAUGUUUCAAAAAGUAAGUCUGCUAGCAAUUCAAAGAUAUUAUAAUCGACUUACGGAAUUUAUAUCACUAUUGGUCGCCGCUGCCGUGGAUUAGAUAUUUGAGUUUAGCAGUACAUAUCGAAUCUCACUGAAACUUCAUGUUUUUACACGUAUACGGAUAAUAACUAUUGUUUUUUUUUGAUUCUUAGAAAAUCAUUGUGUUUGUUUCGUUCUCCAACCGUUUCAACAAAAUCUUCUUCAGCAAAGAAACCAAAGAUUACUAAUAAUAGGCUGGUUUGCUGUGUGAAACAAAAAGCAUGCACUGAUCAAGCAUCAGAUGGAUUGUUGGACGAAAUGUCGAUGAGUACAACUGGCUCUGGUAGAAGACUUAUUUUUACUUCUGUUAGUUUUCUGUACUUAAUCUGUUAUUGUUUUUUUCUUAAAAUUAUUUAGGUCUCCGGUCACUUGAGCCACUUACAUUAGCUCGUCAAAUUGAUUUAGAACAGUUAAUUGGUCUUGCGGUUAAACAACUAAUAUAUGUACCAUUGACAAAAAAAGAUUUAUUAUUACCAAAUAAUGAGAAUAACGAUGUUAUCGGCAUACAGGCAAAUACACGUGUAGGAACAAAACGAUAUAUGGCACCGGAAGUUUUAAGCGGUGCUAUGAACCAACAGAGUUUUGAUUCGUUCAAAGCAGCUGAUAUUUAUGCACUUGGUCUUAUCUAUUGGGAAUUACUAACACGCUGUCAUAGUCCGGGAACAAUUAUGGACAGUACGAUGCAUUUUAUUUCGAGAUUAUGUGAAGAAUUGUGGUAUGAUGAUUCCACACCCCGUUGGAAUGGUUUAAAUGUGAAAAGACAAUUAAAAGAACAGUACGAAUCUAUUCAACAUACUAAGGACUUGCCGACAGUUGGCGCCACAACUGCUACAACAACAACAACUUCGAUAACAUCAGCUGGUGCACCUGGCGAAAGUAUUCAUCAUCAUACUCAAAGUGCAUCACAGAUAGCUAAUGUUGCUCAACUGUUACCAUUGGAGUUAGUUGAUAAAUGCAUUGGUUCUCGUAUUCAUGUCAUUAUGAAAUCUGAUAAAGAAAUUGUUGGAAAUUUGCUGGGUUUUGAUGAUUAUGUUAAUAUGGUGUUAGACGAUGUGACAGAGUUUGAAACAACACAAGAUGGUGGCAGUCGAAUAACAAAAUUAGAUCAAAUAUUAUUAAAUGGAAAUCAUAUAGCUAUGCUUGUACCGGCAAUGCACUAUCCACCUCCGUCUCAGCAACAAACGCAGCCUCAACCACAACCUCAGCAACAAAUUUUUGUUGUUCCACAAACCCCAAACCUAAAUAAUUCUAAUACGAAUCAAGUGAACCCUUCUAAAAUGUCCUACGUUUAUUCGACCGCUACGAAUCAGCAACAAAGUCCGUCGUCAAAUAUUCUACAUCAAACCCAAAGAAAUGUAAUAUCAACAAAUGGAACUACAAUGAUUACAAAUCUUCAUACACAGCAACCAUCAUAUCAGCAAUUCCAGCCAUCACAACAACAACAACAACAACAACAUCAACAGUUUCUAGUUAAUAGAUCAUCACCUUCAACAACAUCAAUGCCAUUAUCACAAACAAUCAAUCAAAAUUCACAAAGAACGAUUAUGAUUUCGAAUAAUACAUCACAGAUAUCAAAUCAAUCACAAUCACCAAUACAGCAACAAUAUAUGCCAACAUCGACUUUACCUUCUCGUCAAACAUUUACAACUCUUACUAGUGCUGCUUCUCCUUCCGUUCAACGUUCUCCCGUGUCAGAUCAUUCAACUCAAUUGCUCACCAGCAAUAACAAUAUUUUGUCAACACCUUCUUCUGUGACUCCUAUUUCUUCACCCACUCUCUCCAUACCUAAUAAUCAAGUUCGUCCACAAACGCUAUCUAAUAUGAGGCCACAGAUUUCACAAACAGCGCUCAAUUCUUCUAUCCCGUUACAACAACAACAACAACCACAACAGUCUUCUGCAAUAACUGCAACAACGACACAUUCGUCUACUGUUCCUACUCCUCGUGUUGAUCAACUUCAACAAGUAUUAAAAUUUUGUCGACAAUUUAAUUUAAAAGAAACGGAGGAAACAUUAACAAAGGAGUAUCAACAAAUUAUAGACUCACAGAAAUCGUCAGAUAUAAAACCAACAAUAGCAACAACUGCAUUAUCAAAAUUUGAUCCAGACCAAUAUUUUCAAUCGUACGAUGCUUAUUUAAAUUUUGUACAAGAGCAAAAUGAAUCAAAUCGACAUGAAUUUUUCCAAUUACUCUAUCCAUUAUUCGUACACAUGUAUUUAGAACUAAUUGAAAAUCAUAAAUUAUCCGAAGCGCAACAAUUUUUUAAGUUAUAUACAUCUAAACCGGAGUUAAAACAAAGAGCAUUUGUCACCCAUCAAGAUGAUUUAUAUAAAAUAAACUCUCUCUUGUCUAAAGAACAAAUCGAACAAAGUGAUUUUGUUAAAUCAUUUCGAUUAAAUGGUCGUUAUUGGAUUAAAUUAUGUGAUUCGAGUUUAAAAAUGUUAGAUCAAUUAUUAAUUAAACAACAAAAGUAUCCAUUAUUAACACGUCUCAUACAACAGUAUAUGCAAUUAGAGAUAAGUGAUGGGCAAGCCCGAAAUAUUGAUAUACAACAAUUAUUAAGCGGAGGAAGAUUAGGCGAAAUAAAGACAGAUGAUAAUCAAAAUAAAAUGUACUAUGGACUUUUGAAAGAACAUGAUUUAACUCGAAUACAAACCCACAAAACAUUAUUAGCACCACCGACAUCAACCACAACAAAUACCACGGGUGGAGACGAUGAACAGCAACAGGACGAACAACAGCAAAAACCUACCACAACUAAUCGUAAGAAACUGAAACGUGAUAUAUUUUUGCAACGUCCCACAAAAUCGUCUCAACGUAUCGACCCAAAUUCACCAUUAUUAACUCGAAUACCAAUUCCAGAAUUACGUGAACAUGAACGAAUUGAUUUGUUGAAUAUGUACAAUGAUGAUUAUACAAGAAUAUUAAAAAUAAAACAAGAAAAUCUACCAUCAUGUUGUUAUUAUACACUGUUAAAUGGUUAUUUAGAAAUUAAUUGUUUAGAGCUAUCUGAUGAUUCCACGCUAUUAGCAGUUGGUUGUAAAAAUUCGACAAUAUUAAUAUAUUCUUUGAAUCGUCGAAAAUUAAUUACAAUGAAAUUACCAAAUGAUUUAGACAUGCUAGAUAAAACAAAUGAACAAGUAUACGAACAAAUGAUGAUGGAAGAAGAUGAUGAAGGUGUGCCCAAUGACAGUAUGGAAACAGAUAAAGACAAGGAUAAAGAUAUUUUAUAUGAUCAACGUCUGUUAUGUGGUCAUACUGGUCCUAUUUAUGGUUUAUCAAUGUCGCGAGAUAAAUGGUUUCUAUUGUCGUGUUCUGAAGAUUGUACAAUUCGUUUAUGGUCUCUACUAACCUGGACAUGUUUAGUUGUCUAUCGUGGACAUACACAACCUGUAUUCGAUAUUCAAUUUGGACCAUUUGGUCAUUAUUUUGCAUCUUGUUCAUUAGAUAAAACAGCUCGUCUAUGGUGUAUGGAUCAUUCACAAACAUUAAGAAUAUAUACAGAUACAAUUAAUGAUAUUGAAACAAUUUGUUUUCAUCCGAAUUCAAAUUAUUUAGCCACUUCAUCGUCGGAUCGUAUUAUUAAAGUAUGGGAUCUACUUGAAACAAAAGAUGGAAAUGAAAAUAAACCUAUUCGACAAAUGUCCGGUCAUAAAUUACCCAUAUGUAUUAAACGAUUUACAAAAGAUGGAAAAUAUUUGAUAUCGUGUGGAUAUGAUAAACAAAUAAUGAUUUGGGAUAUGACCAGUGGAGCAUUAUUAACAUGUUUCUUAGGACAUAAUGAUGCGAUAUUCUCCAUGGAUUAUUCUCGUGAUGGUAAUAUUCUCGUUACUGGUGGUUUAGAUUUUACAAUUAAAUUAUGGAAUUUAGGAAAAUUAAUUAAAGACGCUCAAGAUCAACAGUUGGAGACAUUGAAUAAAGUCACACCUAAUCAUAAAUAUGAGAUGACUUGUUAUAGAACAAAACGUACAUCAACUAUAUUAUUACAUUUUACACGACGAAAUCUACUAAUAGGAAUGGGGGUUUUCAUACCAUUACCAUCCACAGCUUUGCCACAAACAUCAUCAUCAUCUACACAACAGUUAACACCAACAUCCCAGGCGAAUGCAUUGACAACAGCAACAACAAUAGCUACAACUACAGUCAAAGAAGAAGAAUAA